AUGCAGGAGGCAGGUUGUGAGUGGGGACUUGAAUUUGGAUUCGAUUUAGCCACUCAACUAUCAAUGGACUCAACGACCUCGAUCAAUGAGUCCGAGAAUGAUGAGAAUCAGUCUGAAAUGGAUGUUUUGUCGCAGUCGACUGACAGCUCAAGCACGUCGAGUUAUUAUGAUAGGAAUGCGGAUCGAAGUCGAAGUUUUCUCACUCCACUGAAAGAUCAAUCGGUUCGUUCCAAGCCAUUCGCGUGGCAUCUUAAAGAGCGUCUACAUCCCAAAACACCGCUAAACAACCGCGACGAUGGUAAACUAUCGAUUGUGGGCAGUAGUAGGGACAGUAAGGCAAAUUGUAUAUCGUCAUCAACACCGAAUCAUCUACGCCACCAUUCAGCAUUCACUUUUCAUGCUGACGACGGUGAUGUUGCGAUGAGUCCUAUACUGAAGACGAACGAGAAAUGCUUCGUUAAUGAGGAUAAUGCAGUUGAUGACAUUUCAUCGCCAAAAACAGAGCAGCAGAAAAGUGAAGCGGCCACAACGAAUCUGAGUAUGAGUGAUGUUUUUGAAGUGUGCAGUGAAGAUGAAGGCACUGAAAAGGGUGAUGAUGAUGAGGGUAUUACAUCUAAUAUGCAAAGUUAUCGACGACGAAAUAUUCGCGAUUCAAAAUCAUUCAACUCAAAUUCAAGCGGUGAAAUUUUCGAAGACGUUCAUCAUUCAUCGCUUCUCAGUGAACAAGAAUCGAAUCAUGUAUUGGCGAAUAGUGCCCACAACAUUGACAAUAACAGUGCGAGUAUCAUUCAGAGUACCGCGUCAUGCAAUGCUGGUACAAAUGAAGAUAGUCACUGUGACGUCGACUCACAAGAUGAAUCACACUCAUCACGAUCGUUCGAGACGGAUGAUUCGGCACACGAAAGAAUACGGAAAAUAAAUUCGAAUAAGCAUCGUACAAUCGCAUCACUCUCAACUGAUGAUGAGGAUGGCAGCGAUGGAACUGGGAAGGAGCGUGAUGAAUCUGAAGGUGAUGAUCGAUCGGUAAAUGAAUCUGUUCCAGAAGAAGCUGAUGAUAACAAGAGUAGAUUGACUGUAGAGGAAGCAGCGUCAUCUGAUAUCAUCAACGAUGAUAACAGUAUUAUUGUUAUCAGUGACGAUAGUGAUGUUGAUGAACAACAUCCUGUGAAUAGUUCAAAGAGAGCGGAUGUAGUCAUCGAAGAUGAAUCGUCAGCUGAAGAAGACGCAAAAUCAGACGAAGAAUCAAAGACCAAUGAAAUGGGUCGAAAACAGUUAAAAGAUGUGGAAACAGAAGAAGAGGAGCCACAGAAAAGAAGUACGCCGCAAAGAGCGAUCGCUUCCUUCAGACGUCUUUCACCAGCAUCGCAACGUUUCAAAGAGACUCUCCGCGAUUUGACCAACGAGCAACUCCAACAGCGUCUUGAAUCUUUGAAUAAAUUGAAAGUGGUCGACGUUGCAAAACUGCCAGAUGGUGGAAAGCGUUUGAUGACAAAUAUUGAACUCAUAAAAGAGCUGUUGAAGCAACGUUCUGAGGACGGAAAUGACAACGACGAAAGUAUUAUUGAUGUCACUCCGGACUAUGAUAAGCCGAAAGUACCAACGAAGGGACCAAUUAUGAUUGAACCAAAACCUCUGAAUGCCGAAGAAUACAAUCGCUUGAUAACAAAUCGCCAACCUCCAAAACUGUUUGGUGGGAAAAUGACUGAUGAUCGAUUUGUGGUUGCAAAAGCGAUCACAGGUGAUGUUAUUGCAAAAAUGCACAGUUCGCUAUCAACAGCACCAGAAAACGUCGAAACGUCGACACCGGAUGGAUUGAAGACUGAGUUAAUGUAUCAUCAGAGGUGCGGUCUUACAUGGCUGUUGUGGAGAGAAAAACAAUCGCCACCUGGUGGUAUACUUGCUGAUGAUAUGGGUUUGGGCAAGACGUUGAGUAUAAUCGCGUUAAUUGUUCAUCAAAAAAAUGAACAACGCAAGAAGACAGACGAAGAUGACAAAGCGACAGAAUUGAAACGAAAAGCAUUACGCGACAAUAAGUUGAUACCAUCAAAAGGUACUCUCGUCAUUGCACCGGCAUCAUUGAUAUUCCAGUGGGAAGCUGAAAUUAAUUGUCAUGUCAAAACCGGUCGACUGAAUGUUUUAAUAUUCCACGGACCAAAACAGAAACGAGAAGAUGAUCCGAAGCUAUUGGCUAGAUACGACGUUGUUAUAACCACCUACAAUCUUUUAGCAAACGAGCUCGGCGAAAAGGCGCCUAUCAUUGAUGAUUCACUGUCGGAUUCGACAGAUUCCGACGGUAACGGUUUUCGAGUGAAAGCGAAUGUGAAGGGUAAGCGAAAGAUAUCGAAACAAUGCAAGUCGGUGUUGACGAAGAUUGCAUGGGAACGGAUCGUGCUUGACGAAGCGCAUCAAAUCAAGAACAAGACAUCGCUCGCAUCAAAGGCUUGCUGUCGGCUGGCUGCUCUGAACCGAUGGUGUCUUACUGGUACACCAAUUCACAACAAACUAUGGGAUUUAUUCUCAUUGAUCAGAUUCUUGCGAGUUACGCCAUUCGAUGAGGAAUCGGUAUGGAAGGAAUGGAUUAUGGGACAUUCCACAACAUCUUCGAACAGAUUGAACACUCUCGUUAAAGGACUUUUGCUACGAAGAACAAAAGACCAACUAUGCCCGCAAACACAGAAACCAAUAGUGGAUUUGAAGCCCCGACGAUACGAGAAGGUGGAGUUGAGACUUGAAGGCUUAGAAAAGAAAGUUUAUGAAAUCAUGUAUCUUGCGUCUAGACAAAAGGUGAAAGAGUUAAUAAAAACAUCGGAAGAACGAGAACGUGAAAUGUAUGGAUUGAGUCGUCAUCGACGAGGACCACAGAUGAACGAUGCAACACCAAUGCGAAAUCCUUUUCUAGGUGGCGCACGUACAAUUAGUGCCGAAAACAACUUUCAAGUGAUGAGCAGUGUAUUGACAUUAUUAUUAAGACUAAGACAAGCGAGUGUUCAUUUGGCUCUGACUAAAAAGGCAGUUGAUAUGGAUGCAUUCGAAACGAUUGGCAUUGAAGAUGAUGAAGUGAAGUCGGAGGAAAGCGGUGGUUUGAUUGAGAAAUUGGCGAAUAUGUCCAUAAUGGAGAAUGAUGAGCUCGCAAAUGAAGCCAUUAAACAAGCCAAUCAUACAAAUGUUGAACAACUUUUCGAGCCUUCGUUCCAUUCGGCAAAAAUACGGGCCCUCUUGGAGAGAUUAGAUGAAGCAUUAUCGGGUGAAGAUAAAUGUGUAAUUGUGAGUCAGUGGACCUCAUUGCUUGAUAUUGUUGAGUAUCAUCUGCAGGAGCGUGGUAUUGAAUAUACAUCCAUCACUGGGAAAGUGCUUACAAAAGACAGACAAUCGCGAGUGGAUAGUUUCAACAAGAAUGGAAGUGGUGCACGAGUGAUGCUAUUGUCGCUGACGGCCGGUGGAGUGGGUUUGAAUUUGACCGGUGGUAAUCACUUGUUCUUGGUUGAUCUUCACUGGAAUCCAGCAUUGGAGCAACAAGCUUGUGAUCGCAUCUAUCGAAUGGGUCAAACAAAAAAUGUUUUCAUUCAUAAAUUGAUUUGUUUGGACACGAUUGAAGAACGUGUACUGAACUUACAAGAAGCCAAAACGGCGCUUGCAAAAGGAGUUCUCGAGGGGUUAUUCAUUAUUUAUUAA
This is a messenger RNA of Anisakis simplex (herring worm), 3672 nucleotides long. NCBI's taxonomy places the organism in Eukaryota, Metazoa, Nematoda, Chromadorea, Rhabditida, Anisakidae. The record is from the annotation of a GenBank genome assembly.